Messenger RNA from Sphaeroforma arctica JP610, 1201 nucleotides. RefSeq lists its product as hypothetical. Lineage: Eukaryota; Ichthyosporea; Ichthyophonida. The record is from RefSeq and is a predicted model, not a curated record. Gene Ontology annotation, biological process: DNA-templated transcription. The transcript is spliced from 2 exons. The annotation marks the transcript as partial. Gene Ontology annotation, molecular function: DNA binding; DNA-directed RNA polymerase activity; ribonucleoside binding.
AUGGUCCUCACGGGCCAAUACACGUACACAACCACUCCCCAGUAUACCACUGCGGCUACUACCACUACCACUCCCCAGUAUACCACUGCGGCUACUACUACUACCACUACCACUACCACUACUACUACUACUACUGCCACGACCCGGUGUAGCAGGCUGCACAAUAUGGUUGUAUCGGAAUUAAUCGCGCAAAAUAUGCCCGGCCUGAUUACCUAUAAUUGUUGCCCUACCGUAACUGACUGUACCUGCCCCAUUACACUACCGGCUUGUUCCACUCUACUACCCCCCGGACCUUUGGUGAUUCGUGUUCGUGGGCCUGACCAAGUGCGUGACAAAUCUCGUGGAUUACACCAGGUACUUCAUGGUGGUGGAAGUCUGGGAUCCAGGACUACACCACUUGCAUUGAGAGUCACGGAUCGGUCCGACGAUAAUGCCAACUGCGACUUUCAGUUCACCAACAUUGUGGUGGAGCGGCCCACCAUUGUGGAUGAGAACCGCAAGAUACACUACCUCACCCCCCGCGAGGCCAAGAUGCGCGACAUCUCGUACGAGGGCACGGUGUACGUGGACAUUUACAUCCAGAACGGCGCCAAGGUCAACCAGGUGUGUCGCUACCCAUUCAUGAAACUCCCCAUCAUGGUCGGGUCGCAGCUCUGCAACACCCGGUGCUCGUACCUGCCCACGGUGUCCGAGACCGACAUCCGCGGCUACUUUAUUAUUCGCGGGAAGGAGCGCGUCCUGGUAUCUCAGGAGCGCAUGGCCUACAAUGUCCCCAUGUGUUUCCGCAAGAACGGUACCGUGACCGUGGAGAUGCGCAGCAUGUCGAGCGCAACGUCCCACAGCACGCUCAACAAGAUGAGCCUUAGCAUUAAGGACUUCAACCUUCACGCCUCGUACAUGGUGCCGUGCAUCAACCAGAGUGUCGACAUGUACCAGCUCAUGGGUAUGUUGGAUAUCUCCGAGCCCGAGAUCUGGGCUCACGUGGACCGACCAGACUCCCAGAAGAACGCCGUGCUGUUGGAACGCUUUGUGCGUGGCUACACCAUUCACCUCGCCGCCCUUGCUCCCCACCCGACAUGCUCCAAAGGCGCCCGCACCAAUAUCCAGAUCAAAAAGGUCGUCGAGGAGGAGCUGUUCCCCCACCUGGGCCAGUUUAUCCGGCGCGGCGAUAGUGUGAUCACCGUGCUCGACAUGCUCAACC